GAGGCCCUUUCGGCGCCCAAGUAUGUGUGUGCAACUUCCUGCCGGUGAGGAAACACUCGGCUCAAAUCAGCUCUGCUUCUCCUUUCCCUGCUCUGGCCCCGCAGGAGGAGGUGGCGGCAAGCCGUGGGCCGCGCUGGCCCCAGCCAGACUUCCCAGCCGAACUCGGGAGGAGCGAUGCCCUGGACUGUCCUGCUCUUUGCAGCCGGCUCCUUGGCGAUUCCAGCGCCGUCCAUCCUGCUGAUGCCCCCGUACCCCAGCAGCCCAGAGGACCCCAUCCACAUCGCCUGCAUGGCCCCCAAGGGCUUUCCGGGAGCAAAUUUCACACUGUACUGUGGGGGACAGAUGGUCCAGCUCCUGCAGGCCCCCACAGACCAGCUCAGGGUCACCUUCAACCUGAGCAGUGGCAGGGAUGCUCCAGGGGGCACAUUCCGGUGCCAGUACAGGGUGCUGGGCGAGCACAGGCAGCCACAGCUGUCAGACCUCAGCGAGUCCGUGCAAGUCUCCUUCCUAGCGUCCACUUGGAUCCUGGCCCUCUGCUUGAGCCUGGCUGGGGCCCUCCUCCUCAUUGGGCUGGUGACUGUUGCUGUGGUGGUCAGGAAAGUUACAGUAAAAAGAUUGCAGAAGAAAAGAGAGCGAGAAUCCUGCUGGGCCCAGGUCGCCUUCACCAACACAGACAUGUCCUUUGAUAACUCCCUGUUUGCCAUCUCAAUGAAAAUGUCAGAAGAAAACGCAGCCACCCUGGAUGCUUGCUCCGGCUCUGCGGAGACACCUGGCCACGUGGGGCCCCGGAAGAGGCCCACCUCCACAUCAUCCUCGCCUGAGAUCCCCGAGUUCAGCACUUUCCGGGCCUGCCAGUGAGGCUGAGGGUCGGGCGGCCUCCUCUCUGUCUGCACCACCUCCAUUCAGCCCUCUCCCUUGAGCUGGCUGGGCCACGUGGGGCCUGAGGUCUCCCCAGCUACUUAGGGGGCUCUGGCUGCUGCUUUCUCAGGGAGUUGGAACAGAGGAAUGAAGGGGACCCCUGGCCUUGCUUGGGACCUUUGCCCCAGAAGAGCAGGAGAGGGAGAGGGGCCACAGGCAUUGGCCCGGAGCUGGAGGGAAGCAGGAAGCCUCUCUCUGGAUUCCCAGCUUCUCGGACCACCAGGGCAGAUGUUUAGCACCCCUUCUGGACCCCAGCUGGGCCAUAAGAGGUCUGAGCCCCCAGCAUACCUCUCAGUUUCCUCCACCGCCUGCCAUUCCUGACUUGGCCAAGCCGACUGGGUUUUGGAGCACAGGGUACCCAGAGGUAUGUUCUGUGUGUCUGCCCUGCUGACAUGCCUAAGUUAUUCAUUACAACACGUGUUGAGCUGUU
Molecule: messenger RNA, 1348 nt
Organism: Manis javanica (Malayan pangolin)
Lineage: Eukaryota; Metazoa; Chordata; Mammalia; Pholidota; Manidae
Source: RefSeq, a predicted model, not a curated record